This is a messenger RNA of Gymnodraco acuticeps, 4906 nucleotides long. RefSeq names its product transmembrane protein 71 (gene tmem71). Lineage: Eukaryota; Metazoa; Chordata; Actinopteri; Perciformes; Bathydraconidae. The coding region runs from base 376 to 1302 and encodes 308 amino acids. The transcript is spliced from 11 exons. The record is from RefSeq and is a predicted model, not a curated record.
UGAAUGUGGGCGAGGCUCAGAAACAGCUGCGAGUCUCUCUUCAGGUUUUUCUGAUUCAACGACAAUUUAGGAUUUAAAAAGCCUUCAAACCCAGGAAACAUAAGAAGAGGAUUAAACGCGUUCUGCCAGGAGAGGAAAGGGGUUUCUUCUCCACUUCCGGUGCAGGAACACAGACGGUGAGUCCAGCUCGUUAUUUCUUUGUCUGGUUUCUGCACUGCUGAGGAGAACAUGUAGAAACACUGAUACAUGUGGGGCUUCUGGUCUCAAAGGAUGUGAGAGAAGAUCACCAGACACACGGAACCACUGAAGGAAAGCAGACGGUGUUUGUGCAGGACGUCUGAAGAUCCACAAAAAGACGCUCGGCUGCAGACAAACAUGUCUCUGUUCUUCUCUGGAGCUGUGACAAGUUCACCGAUUAAACGAAGGCUACGGGGUCACUCCUGUCAGAGCCUGGACGUGUCUCUGCUCUCUCCCGACUCCUCGUACGUUUGUUACUCGUCUCUGGACGGCGACCCGAGCUCCUGCCGCCGCUCGCCUCGCCUGCUCACCAACGGAUACUACAGCGUGACGGAGGACAGCUUCUCCUGGGACGAGAAGGGGAACGUCUCUCUGACUCCCUGCAAGACCAGCGUCUCCUACAAGGAGAACCUCGUCAGGAUUUUCCGGCGGCGGCGGCGGCGUCCUCGAGGCUCUUUGGCUCGCCUGCUGAGCGACGUGACGGAGAGCUGUCAGUCGUGGCUGGACGAAAAGGUCUUUAGAGGCGUCUUCGGUACCGCACAGAACCAGGAACAAGACCUGGACCUGGAUAUGGACCUGGAUCUAGAUCUGGAUCUGGACCAGGCCCGGAGCAGCCGGGACAAGAAGACGUGGUUGAACAGCACCGAGCUGGAGGACAGCCGCAGCUUCAGCUACGACCACACUGAGAUCCCGCCCCCUCCUGACAAAGUGGCCCCGCCCCCUAAGAUUCUCAUCCAAGAGGAGAUUUGCUCUGAGAUCUGUCAAUCAAAGUUUACCCAAUCACUGGGCGGCCUCUCUGAAGUCCCGCCUCCUUCACCCUUCUACACUAAUAGCUGCUGUCCGGCCUCACCUGAGCCCACAGGUUUAACGAUGAAGGCCCUCCUCCUUUUCAUCUUCACCCUCUUCCUCUUCACCGCUCUAUACUCGGGGUGUCUUUUGUGGAGCGCCACCGUCACGUCUACUGUGUUUGUGAUGAUCACAUCAUUUAUGCUCUUGACAAAAUCGUGUCCGCUGGGCGAGUGGAGGAGGGCGAAGACAGAGGACAUCACAUCAAGAAACGAGUAAAGCAGCGUCCGUUCCUCUGCGAUGUGAAACUGGAAGAAAGGUGUAGAAACAUAUUUAACAUUUCACCGUCUGCAUGUUCGAUAGAAGUGACCGUGAGCUCCGGAAAACAUUUCACAGCAAACGCUGAAGCUCUGGCUGAUAAUGAAAACGUUCUGAAAGUAGAACCAAGUAAGAAGUGUCAAGAAAAACUUAAAGUAAAUCGAACGCUUUUUAUACAUUCAACCUUUGAAUCGAAUGCAAAACGUGCGGGCUAUUUGUUACGAUUUUUCCUGAUGGCUUUUUAAAGUUUCCUGCGAUUUAAAAAAUAAAUUGAACAGGAAAUGAGUUUAAAAGACGAAUCCGACGACGCGUUUGGUGCUAUAAAUCUGAAGGAGCUCAUUCACAAGGUGACACAAGUUAUUGUAGUUUAGCUUUAAAAUAUAUAUUGAAUAUAAAAAAACAACCUGAUGUAUUUUUGAAAUACUGUAAGUGUAUCUAUCAUUGAUGACAGGUGAGCUUGGCUGUUUGAGAUGUCCAAAGUGAACACAUUCAGGUGAAGCCUCACUUCUUUUCAAAAUAUUUUUUAUUAAAGAAAAACAAAAAAUCUGAAAAUCUACCUGGAAGAAAAAGUGCUUUUUGUUAGUUUCAUUCCAAAAUCAAGAGAUACACAUUCAAAGCAUUGCUCCUUUUACAUCAAAGCUCAGAUUCCAUUUUGAAUUUCUGAUUUCCUAGAAAGAUUUCUGACAAAGAAAGUGGUUUGCUGCAAUAUAUAUGUAUUUAUUCAGUACCCUCCCCGAGAGCUAUUCUGCACGUAUAUGCAGUGUUCUGGAGGAGUGACGUCAGAUAGCCAGGUAACCUAUCUGCUGAAGCACAGGGUCUACUAGCUUUACAGACAGCCCCUAAGCCCCCUGCUACACUGCAACGCCCAGCCCAUGUUAUAUGUAGACGUUGUCAGAAGCCAGGCCAGGGAGAGCGUUAAUGCUGAGGUUGAGGGGCAGCAGUUGAGGGCCCCAUUGUCCACCACAGCAACCUCUGUGGCACAGGAGCGGGAAACAGGUUAUAAAAUGCAGCAUGAUAAAGAUAUGUUUAGUUUGUUUACAUCUACAGAUUCAUUCGUACUGAUUGUUAAAACUAAUCGAAAGUAAACUUGAUUGAAACCGUCAGAGGAUUAAAUAAAUCCACUUAUUUGUGCAGCUUUAACAGUUAUGGCACGUCCACACGGCAGCGUCGCGUGCUUCAACGGAGACGCUUCCCAUUCACUUUGAAUGGGGGGACGUCACGCGUUGCCGAACUGCAUUGUGGUUCCGUCGCUUUGCCUCCGUCGCUCGCUUCGAAAGUUCAACUUUUCAAGCGUCGACGGAAGUGCCAGCCAAUCGAAUCAUAUGCCAGAACAAGCUCUAGCCAAUCAAACCGCGUGCUUGUAUGUCCGGGGAGGGAGAUUAAUGUGAUUGGUUGUUGGUCGUGCACCAGACACGCCCACCGGCAAGCUUCAACGCGACGGAACCGUGUGGACGUACCGUAAAAGACCUCUGUAUUUUAAAUAUGAAAUAAUCAAGUUUUGGUGUGAAACUCUAAUGCUGAUAAGUGCCUUUUAAUAUCAGCCAGCAGUGCAGACAGAAACUAUUACAGGGAAGGUUUAAAGAGGCCUUAUUCUGCUCAUAGUAGUAUUUAGUGCCUCUACUGUGACUCUCUGUUGUGAUUGGUCAACAGCUUUGAGAUGUCCCGCCCCUUAACCUAUCACGUACAAUGUGUUGGAGAGCCAAUAGGAGUGCAAGUAUUCCAUAGUGAUGUCACUUUGUUCCGGAAGUAAACAAACAAGUCAAAUGGAGGAUUUUGUUCUAUAGGGAACACAGGGAUUUUCGCCUUUGCAGACCGUUUACAUGCACUAAAACCUAUAGGACACUCUGUGAGAGGUGGGAAGGAAACCCCAAAAAGCAGAGUAGGACCCCUUUAAAGCUACAUAGCUGCUAAAAACAUGAAACAGUGUUAAAAUAAAGAUGAAUUGUUUGAUUUAUCCUGCACGGUGGGGUCUAAGGACAGUUUUAAGAUCUCAAAACAAAAAAUAUGUUGUAAAUGUAACAAAUAAUAGUUGGGAUGAAAACAAAUACUCAAGUAAAGUACCUCAAAAUCAUACUGAAGUACAGCACUUGAGUAAAUGUACAUUCCACCACUGGCCAUGUUGAAUACAUUUACAAAUAAUCACGUGGUCUCGCUCUGGAGGAAAACAAGAAUAGGUGUGUUCAUCGGGAAAAGAAGUGCGGCUAUUAAAUGUAAAGAAAAACAAAGUACGGUAGCUUUAUAAGGUUUCGACUUUAUAAAGCUUAUUUUUAUUCAAUUUUAAAUCAUGUUUGGACCUCAAAGUAUGCCAAGAGUUUGUGUUUCGAAGAAUCUAAAUGUUCAAAAUGUCUUUGAAUGAAUUGAAAACAUUUGAUAUGUAGUUUUAACAGUCUGAUAAUCAAGUCAAAUAGGAGUUACUGGAUUGUUAAUAUCGUUGCAUUUUACGUUCUGUUACACAAAGGUAUUCAUAUUUAGGACUACAGUUGAUAAUGCUGGUGUGACUGGUUGUUUAAUGGUCUUUUUAUUCAGUGUAAAUCUAGAAUAAUGUGUGUUUUAUUAACGCAAAGUGCCAAAUGUGUAGAAAUACGACGAGUGGGUAAAUCAAAUUAACAAAAAUCAAUCUUUAUUAGUGAUAUUUGUGAUACUGCUCUGCGUUGUUUGGCAUUUAAAGCUGCAAUUAUGAAUGUGUUAUUAGAAUGCACUGUGUAAUGACCCCCAGCUGCUUAAAGAAUAUUUUAAGCGACCUUUAUAGGGGGUUCAUUGUUGAUAAUAUGAGCUGGAAGUGUUUUUAGGAGGUGGUGGAGCCCAAACACGAGCGAAAAUUGGACUUAAAUUCAUCAUAUGGAGACAAAAGUCGCUCGGAAAUAAUGUAAUAUGCGAUGCUUGCUCAGCUUCCCUCUGGUGGUUGGAAGCAUUUUGACGCAGCUUUAAAUGACCAAUUUUAAAUGUGUUUUUUAUAUAAUAGACUUUUACGAUGUGGUGUCAAAUAUUGAAUAUACUGCAAAAGCCUUUCUGUGACAGAAACUCAUUUUAAUAUGAAUUUUCUGGAUGAAUCAAACCUUGAGAUAAGCUCUGAUGUGUGACAUCUAUUGUUCAUUGUGUUAUAAAUAUAUAUACAUAUAUCAAUGUUUCUUUCCAUUGACUGCACUUUUUUCCAAAGGUGGAAAUGUUAUAUUCUGCUUGUGAAGAAACUUAUUAUAUCUGUUUUAUUUCAUUGUUUGAAUGUUAUACAAGUCAGAAAACUGUGAAAACAACUUUAAACGAGGCACAAACUAGAUAUUACAUUAAAAUAAAGGCAUUUAAGUGAUGAAUUUGUUACCAAUAUGCCUUCCUUCAGUGUUUUACUGCAUUAAAAUCAGUAAAUACUCUAAAGUGAUUUCUAUGAGUAGUAGUGGCCCUUGUCGGCCUGUUGAUGGCGCUGCGUUUAAAGGUCUCAUUUUCACAGUAUUUUGCAAAUUGUCAGAUAUUUACCAGUUAAGCUGGAAAUGUUCUAUUUUAUGUGAAUUUAAAUGAUGUUUACCAUCCAUUUAAUCCUGUUACAAAUAAAUAAAUACAGCGUAAAGACAGA